UUUUUUUUAAGUUGCGUUAAAAUAUUUUAUCGCAUUAAUCGCGGCCGCAUUAAUCGCAUAGAUUAACGCGUUAACGCUGACAGCCCUAAUUAUAACCUCUCGCUCCCUUUGUCAUUAACUUAUUUACAACUUGAUUUUACUGCUGGUGAAUGUAAUUCUGCAUCAAUGCUUUAUAAGAUGCAACACCCUAAACAUACAGGUAGUAAGUGUCUUUAAUGGUUGAAUGUUGUCUGAUAGCCUUUGACAGACACAUGUUCUCAUGGUGGACGUCAGAUUUAUAUUGGCUGGAUAAGGACUGUGUGUAUGCUGUAUGGGUUCUCUAUUAAUGUAACCCCGCAGCUCGUUAAAAAUUCUCUUUAACCACGUUGUCUGCAGGCUAGUUUACUUAAAAUAAAUGUCCCCGCUUCUCCAGUGUCGCUAGCACUACUGACAAACUCUCCACUCAGCUCUCAUUGAACGUCCGCCCUUCAAACUUGGACGUGGGUCUCGUAACUUGCGAUUGGCCAGCGGCGAAAUGACAGCACCUGCUUGGCUCCUUCAGACAAUCUGUCACAAGCGUUAGGCAGAUAUAGGCAGCAUCCAUUCCUUCGCCAACGCUCAUUCACACUGGUAACAGAUGAGAUACGCACAAAAAACCUAUGACCUAACAACGACCGAGUGACACUUGAGCGUUUACCAGUUUCAGAAGACAUGGACGUUAAAUUGGCUUUGGGCAUUUUAAUAUUUUACAUUUUACAUGAAGUCCGUGCUACAGAUGCAACCGAGCAUGAUGCAUCACAGGAGAGAGCCCUGAACCUCCAGAAGAGAAGACUUUCUCUGCAGAACACAGCCGAUAUCCAACAUUGUCUAUUAAGUGCGGGGGAUGUCGGCUGUGGUAUGUUCGAGUGCUUCAGCAACAACACCUGUGAGAUUGGUGGCCUGCACGAUAUCUGUCUGACGUUCAUGCACAACGCUGGCAAGUUUGACUCUCAGGGGAAGUCCUUCAUAAAGGAUGCACUCAAGUGUAUGGCCCACGGACUGCGGCAACGCUUUAGUUGCGUGAGCCGGAGGUGCGUGGCUGUGAAGGCGCUGGUAUUCCAGCUGCAGCGUCAGUGCUACACUAAGCACAACCUUUGCUCCGCGGUGCGACAAAACGUCAUCGUCAUGGUGGAGAUGAUCCACUUCAGCGACCUUUUCCCUAAGGGGCCUCACGUGGAGCUUGUGAACAUCCUGCUGGGCUGUGGAGAUGAGGUAAGGGAGGCGAUCGGCCGCCGCAUCCGAGCGCAGUGUGAGGUCAACUGGGGGGCACUGUGUGCCAGCCUCAGCCUCUGUCCUCUGGGGAAAGAGGGAACUGACCAGCCCCUCACCCCAACCCUGGCCACCAUGGGGGGCCAUGGGAAUACACUGCCCCCUGGAGGCCAACUGGAGGGAGACAGGGAGCAGUCUUGGAUGGAGGAACUGUUAAAUGAGAAUGACCAAUCAAAGCUGCAGAAGACUCUCAGUGCUGUCCAGCCUCUUCAAGAUAACAGCAGUGACACCUUAAAUACUGGGACUCAGGGAGCAGAUAAUGGGGGACACUAGAGAUAAAUCAGAAAAGCAAACACAGAGAGAUGGAUCUCUCUCUCUGUCCCUCUAUCUAUCUAUCACAGCAAGAAUCACACGUAGGCCUGCUGUACGUUUUACCAGAAACUCUGCAACUCAGGGCAAGACUUCCACCUCCUUACUGACUGUUGGGGAUGACAAGAAAUACAAUUCACUCACACGUUAUACACACAGAACACACAAACACACUCACUCAAACACACACAAACAAACAUGCAAAACUCUCUCUCUCUCAAACACCCACCAACAGAUCCAUGUAAUUCCAUGGGCAGUCAUACACAUGCUGUACAUC
Clupea harengus (Atlantic herring) is the source of this 1873-nucleotide messenger RNA. It is a transcript of the gene stc2b, whose product is annotated as stanniocalcin 2b. Gene Ontology annotation, cellular component: extracellular region. Gene Ontology annotation, biological process: intracellular calcium ion homeostasis. Gene Ontology annotation, molecular function: hormone activity. The record is from RefSeq and is a predicted model, not a curated record. Lineage: Eukaryota; Metazoa; Chordata; Actinopteri; Clupeiformes; Clupeidae.